GGUCAUCAAUAAAACUGUUCCAUUCACAUUUUAAGGCUCUUGCACUUCGCACACUACGCGGCGGAGCGUAAUUUUUUUUUACGGCUACUUUAAUUUUUCUGAGUUCGGUUAUAUAUCGCCAUGUCCUCCGGUGAUGUGUCGGAGCAGAGUCGGCGGUUCUGUGUUUUGUCUUGGGAACAGGUGCAACGGUUGGACUCUAUUCUUGGAGAGACUGUACCCAUCCAUGGACGUGGAAACUUCCCGACGCUUUCUGUUCAGCCCCGACAAAUUGUGCAGGUUGUACGAGCACGGCUUGAGGAGAGGGGAGUUUCUGUACGGGACGUGAGGCUGAAUGGCUCUGCUGCCAGUCAUGUUCUGCAUCAGGACACAGGCCUUGGCUACAAGGACCUGGACCUGAUCUUUAGGGUGUCACUUUCAGAUGACCAGGCCUUUCAUUUAGUCAAGGACGUGGUUCUGGACAGCCUGCUGGACUUCCUCCCCGAAGGGGUUAGCAAAGAUCGCAUCUCCGCGCUGACGCUCAAGGAGGCCUAUGUGCAGAAGCUAGUGAAGGUCUGCAACGACACAGACCGCUGGAGCCUCAUCUCUCUCUCCAACAACACUGGCAAGAAUGUUGAGCUAAAGUUCGUGGACUCUCUGAGACGGCAGUUUGAGUUCAGUGUGGACUCCUUCCAGAUCAGUCUGGAUUCACUGCUGCUCUUUGACCGGUGUUCAGAGACGCCCAUGUCAGAGAGCUUUCACCCAACUGUGCUGGGAGAGAGUAUGUAUGGGGACUUUGAGGAGGCUCUAAGCCACCUGUGUCAGAAGGUCAUCGCUACGCGCAGCCCCGAGGAAAUCCGGGGCGGGGGUCUGUUAAAAUACUGCCACCUACUCGUGCGGGGGUUUAGGCCGGCCUCGGAAGCGGAGAUGAAGUCGCUGCAGCGCUACAUGUGCUCGCGGUUCUUCAUCGACUUUCCGGACAUUGGCGAACAGCAGCGUAAACUGGAAGCUUACCUGCAGAACCACUUCGCCGGGAUGGAGCACAAGCGUUAUGACUGCCUGGUCACCCUACACCACGUGGUUAACGAGAGCACCGUUUGCCUGAUGGGACACGAGCGACGACAGACUCUCAACCUCAUCUCCAUGCUGGCGCUGCGUGUGCUGGCCGAGCAGAACGCCAUCCCCACUGUUACCAACGUCACGUGCUACUACCAGCCUGCCCCCUACGUGCGGGACAUCAACUUCAACAACUACUACAUAGCACACGUGCAACCCCUUGUGACCACGUGUACUAACUCUUAUCAGACUUGGCUGCCCUGUAAUUGACCUGAGGAGCAGAAAUGCUGAAACAAACAAAAAAAAAAAAAAAACUAAAACGAAAAAAAAAAAAAACCCGCAAAAAACAAAAUGGCGUCCGUACCGUCCACCUUCUCACGGCGGAGAAGCGCAAGUGGAUGGGUUCUGCGAUGAUGGAGAGCGUCAGCUCCAUGAAAAUGAACACAAAAGACAGCAAACGUUUAAAACGAUGGGGAAAAAUGGAAUACAUUUUUUGCCAAAUGUGAUCCUACACUGCUGUAUGUCUGAUUUGAGCCGAAUCCAAUCUGUAUUCCGUUGUGUUCUCUUCAGAUUUCUCCUGUCUUUUGCAGAAUGGAUGUUGGACUCUUGGUCCUUUUUGGAUGUAGCAAGGAUAUUGACAUGGGUUUGCAGCUUUGCUUUUUUUCCCCCCCCUUUACAUCAGUAUAACUUAACAAAUCUUGCAGAGGUUAUAUAAGUUAAGUUAAAAAAGAAAAAAAGCUGCGUUUUUGAGUGAUGUUAAGAAGCUAAAUAUAUUUUUGCGAGACUGUGGUUUUGAUCAACCUCUCUCUUUUUGUUUUUUUUGUUUUUUUUCUUUAAAA
This is a messenger RNA of Chanos chanos (milkfish), 1871 nucleotides long. RefSeq names its product terminal nucleotidyltransferase 5ba (gene tent5ba). Bases 121 to 1302 code for a protein of 393 amino acids. The record is from RefSeq and is a predicted model, not a curated record. The transcript is spliced from 2 exons. Gene Ontology annotation, biological process: mRNA stabilization. NCBI's taxonomy places the organism in Eukaryota, Metazoa, Chordata, Actinopteri, Gonorynchiformes, Chanidae. Gene Ontology annotation, molecular function: poly(A) RNA polymerase activity; RNA binding.